Molecule: messenger RNA, 903 nt
Organism: Capronia coronata CBS 617.96
Lineage: Eukaryota; Fungi; Ascomycota; Eurotiomycetes; Chaetothyriales; Herpotrichiellaceae
Product: triosephosphate isomerase
Exons: 2
Coding region: 1-903 (300 amino acids)
Biological process (GO): glycerol catabolic process; gluconeogenesis; glycolytic process
Cellular component (GO): cytosol
Molecular function (GO): triose-phosphate isomerase activity
Source: RefSeq, a predicted model, not a curated record
AUGUCGAGUUCAUCACCCAUCACGUAUCCCACUCUCCCACCCAAACUCAUCCUCACCUCGACCAAAGCCUACUUCCCGCCCUCCCGGACCAUCAGCUACCUCGGCUCGAUCCUCGACACGAAGAACAACAUCCUGCCUCUCCUGACCUCCCAUCGUGACCAAGUUUGUUUCGUCCUCAUCCCAGAUUUCCUCACCAUCUAUCCUUGCGCGCAGACGUUGACUGCAAGCAACAAUCUCACCUCUCCGAAUCCCUCGUCGUGGCCCAUCCAUCUCGGCGCCCAGAAUGCAUUCCAGUCAUCCACCUACGGCGCCUACACGGGCGAGAUCGUGCCUGCCGCACUCAAAGAACUCGGCUGUACCGUCGUCGAGCUGAACCACGCCGAGCGGCGCCGUCUGCUAGGCGAGUCCGACGAGUCUGCCGCCGCCAAAGCCGCCGCGGUCUGCGCCCUGGGAAUGAUUCCCUUGGUCUGUAUCGGCGAGCUUGACAAGCCGAAGAACACCCACGGACCCCUGAGCCAGGCUGUCGGUCUGGCCAUGAGCCAGUUGACGCCGCAGAUCGAGGCUGUGCUGCGUGCCGUGCCGCCCGAUGCGCCGGUCAUCUUCGCAUAUGAACCUGUCUGGGCUAUCGGCGCCGCCGAGCCCGCGGGCGUUGACUAUGUCGGUCCUGUGGUCCAGGCGAUCCGGGAGGUCGCUGGACGUGCGCGUGCUGGAACGAGCAAAGCCGCAGAGGUGAAAGUCGUCUAUGGUGGGAGCGCGGGGCCCGGGUUGUGGAGCGGGAAGACGAACGGUGGGAAUGGGCUUGGGAAGUGGGUGGAUGGGUUGUUCCUGGGCCGGUUUGCGCAUGAGAUCUCGGGCAUCAGAGCUGUUGUGGAGGAAGUCGUGGAGAGUUUGGACAAGAGCUGA